This is a messenger RNA of Pocillopora meandrina, 1218 nucleotides long. NCBI's taxonomy places the organism in Eukaryota, Metazoa, Cnidaria, Anthozoa, Scleractinia, Pocilloporidae. The record is from the annotation of a GenBank genome assembly.
AUGGUUCUUGCCAACUGCAACAAAAGAAUGUCUGUGCAUUUUACUGUGCAAGGUCAAGAUGAAAGUGACGUCAUCGUCACUGCGUUGGAGCAGACCUUGAAGACCGUCGUUCCAAGAGUCGAAGAAAUGUCGGAAGAACAAUCGACUGAACAUUUGCAGUUAUUAAACAAUAUCACCAUUGAGUACAGUUCAUCGACACUUAAUGUACAUGUGUGUGCCGUCGAACUUUGAACCCGUAGACACUUUAAGUUCCUUGAGUAUAAGCUCAUUUACACUCAAUUAAGGUCAUCGAAUCUGCUAAUAAACAACUAUUGCUUUUUGCAUUUUCCUGGCAGCACUGAGAUGGAACCACAAGAUUUAGAGAUGCCAGAUCUUACCGAAUACAACCCUGAGGUAAUUUGACUGACAGAGAAAUAUUGGUAGCGAAAAUUUCUAAAUCUUAGCCUGUUCCAGGCGUUUAGUAACUGAAACUAAGUGCGUCAGAAAACGGUACGAUAGUAGCGAAGGAGUGAAAAAGCGAGAGAGUUUUGGGUCAGGUCACGUAUUGAACACUGCCCGAUCCAAGCCUCCCACAUUUUCUCUCUGCCGCUGAUACAGGGCCGUUUAGCAUUUCACUCCGUUUUAGAAACUGAAUGCCCGGAACAGACAAUCUGAAGCAAAAAGGUUUGAUUCUUGGCGAUAACAACUUGUACCUGAUAACUUAAAACGUCUUCAAAGUUCAGAUUCUACCAGAAGUUUAAGAAAGGAAGCAAAACUUUCCACAAAAAUCUUCUUUGACUACGCUUUUUACUUUUUGAGAAUCAGGACAAUUCAAAACCGGACUCCACCAUAGUAAAGUAAGUAUGCGGAGAAGGUACUUCUUAAUACCAACAUGACCGCUUAGGGUCCAAAAAUUAUUGUUCAGAGUUAAGUUUAAGGUAGAGGAAAAGACCAACUAAGAGAUUGACUCACAUGACCCGGCAGGGAAUAGAGCCAGGACCUCUUGAUCAGAAGCUCACUCUCAAACCAUUAAGCCACCACAUUAGAAAUCUUUUUGGUCACGUGUUCUCACAGCAGGUCGUGGAUGAACGAGUCGUUUCCUCCACCAAUCAUGGUCAGCCAGGCAUCUUACCUACAUCCAACGCACAAGGAGAGCUGGUACCCAUUCACACCACAAGAUCAAGGCAGCCAAGUGCAAUCCCAGCAGUACCCGCAGCAGUGCUACACGUAUCGCCGUAA